Messenger RNA from Gadus morhua (Atlantic cod), 2927 nucleotides. RefSeq names its product intraflagellar transport 57 homolog (Chlamydomonas) (gene ift57). Gene Ontology annotation, biological process: non-motile cilium assembly; intraciliary transport. The record is from RefSeq and is a predicted model, not a curated record. The coding region runs from base 322 to 1566 and encodes 414 amino acids. Lineage: Eukaryota; Metazoa; Chordata; Actinopteri; Gadiformes; Gadidae. Gene Ontology annotation, cellular component: intraciliary transport particle B; Golgi apparatus; cilium. The transcript has 11 exons.
CAACACACAAAUCAAUAGAAAAGAAGACGAUGGUCUGGCGAAACGACAUUUAGCUCUCUCAAAAGGGGAGCAUAGUUUUGUGGUGUUUAAUUAUUAUAUUAUAUGUGUCGAUGUAUUGAUCUUUUAGCUGUUAAAACGACAUGCAGACAGGGUAGCACAGCAGACCGCUCACCACCACCAAGCUAGCCUUCGGAUGCUUGACACCGGAUGGUUACCAUAACAACCAACUCGGCGUUCGUGACAGUUAAGUGAGCGAAAGCGACACGGGUUCUCUGUUCUCCUGCGGUAUAUAUAUAUCGGUCUGUCGGUGCUUUCGUCGACAUGUCGGAGGAGCCUAGGCGAGGGGAGGACGAGGAGCGGGGGCCGGGGGGUGUCCACCACAUGUUUGUGGUGAUGGAGGAGCUGCUGGAGAAGCUGAAGAUCCUGGACUACGAGGAGGAAGUGCUGGCCGCGCACAACAUGAAGGCCAUGUCGAGGCACUACUUCGUGUCCAGCCCGUACGUAGCGUCCAACCCUGGCGAGCAGUUCUUCCUGUUCACGGCCAUCGCGUCGUGGCUGAUCAACGUGGCGGGCCGCCCGUUCCCCGCGCCCCGGGACGACGACGAGCCCUACGCCACCGUGUCCAACAUCCUGGCCGAGCUGCGCGCCUUCGGGGUGAAGGUUGACUUCCCCCCCAACAAGCUGAAGGCUGGCUGUGGGGAACAGGUGUGCUUUGUGUUGGACCGCCUGGCCGAGCAGGCCCUGAAGAAGAGGGGCUUCAGCUUCAAAAGACCAAGCUACCCCACAGAGGCAGCCGAGGAGGAGGCCGUCAUCGAGGACGAUGCAGAGCUCACCCUUAGCAAAGUGGAGGAGAUGAUAGAGGAGCCUGACGAGGAGGAGGAGCAUGUGAUGGACUUAGACGCGCUCAAGUCACGGACCAAUCACAGCGAGGUGGACCCGUCCUCUAAGCCCGAGGCCAUCCUGGAGGCCAGUGUGGACGCAGCCGAGUGGGCCCUGGAGGUGGAGCGGGUCCUGCCCCAGCUCAAGGUCACCAUCCGCCCCGACAACAAGGACUGGAGGAUCCACCUGGACCAGAUGCAUCAGCACCGGGACGGCAUCACGGCCUCGCUGAAGGAGACCAAGGGCUACCUGAACAAGCUGCAGGAGGACCUGGGGAAGACCCUGGAGAAGGUGAACAGCAGAGAGAAGUACAUCAACACCCAGCUGGAGCACCUGAUCGGGGACUACCGCGCCGCCCAGGCCCAGCUCAGCCAGGCCAGGGAGCUGUACCAGCAGGCCAGUGGAGGAGUCACAGAGAAGAGCCGACAGCUGGCAGAGGUGAGCGAGGAGUUGGAGGAGGUGAAGCAGGAGAUGGAGGAGAAGGGCAGCAGCAUGUCUGACGGAGCUCCGGUGGUGAAGAUCAAGCAGAGUCUGACCAAGCUCCGUCAGGAGGUGGUGCAGAUGGACGUCCGCAUCGGCGUGGUGGAGCACACGCUGCUGCAGGCCAAGCUGAGGGAGAAGAACAACAUGACCCGCGACAUGCACGCCACCGCCCCGCCGGAGGCCGGCCUGCAGCCCUACGGCUGAGGACCUCCACCUCCUCCACCCUACAGACCUACACCCUGCAGCCUGCAGCCCUACAGCUGAGGACCUCCACCUCCUCCACCCUACAGACCUACACCCUACAGCCUGCAGCCCUACGGCUGAGGACCGCCACCUCCUCCACCCUACAGACGACCUCCACCCUCCACCCAACAGACGACCUCCACCCUACAGCCUGCAUCCCUACGGCUGAGACCUCCACCUCCUCCACCCUACAGACCUACACCCUACAGCCUGCAGCCCUACGGCUGAGGACCUCCACCUCCUCCACCCUACAGACGACCUCCACCUCCUCCACCCUACAGACGACCUACACCCUACAGACCUCCACCCUACAGCCUGCAGCCCUAUGGCUGAGACAUCCACCUCCUCCACCCUACAGACGACCUACACCCUACAGACCUCCACCCUACAGCCUGCAGCCCUAUGGCUGAGACCUCCACCUCCUCUACCCUACCGACGACCUACACCCUACAGACCUCCACCCUACAGCCUGCAGCCCUAUGGCUGAGACCUCCACCUCCUCCACCCUACAGACUACCUACACCUCCUCCACCCUACAGACGACCUCCAUCUGCUCCACCCUACAGCCUGCAGCCCUACGGCUGACGACCUCCACCCUACAGACGACCUACACCUCCUCCACCCUACAGCCUGCAGCCCUACGGCUGACGACCUCCACCCUACAGACGACCUACACCCUACACCCUACAGCCUGCAGCCCUAUGGCUGAGACCUCCACCUCCUCCAGCCUACAGACGACCUCCACCUCCUCCACCCUACAGACGACCUCCACCUCCUCCACCCUACAGCCUGCAGCCCUAUGGCUGAGACCUCCACCUCCUCCAGCCUACAGACGACCUCCACCUCCUCCACCCUACAGACGACCUCCACCCUACAGACGACCGUCACCUACACCCUGCAGCCCUAUGGCUGACGACCUCCACCUCCUCCACCCUAGAGCUGAAAACAGCCAACUGGCCAGAAUCAGAUCUUUGUUUCCCUCAUGGUUGUUCGUUUUCUGUUUGUUUGUACAGAAGUGUUUGUUUAUCGGUCCGCUUUUGGCCCAAAGACGUGUAACGGACGGUGGAAAAACUUGAUUAUCACAAAUACAAGUUCCUCAAAAUGGCCGCUGUUGUUUGUAAACAGGGUAAGAAACCGUUCUUACCCUGUUGGUCUCAAUUAGUUUUUCUUAUCUUCAGACAUGAGUCAUGACGGAUGUCGGUGUGUGAAUAGGAGCAUAUAUAUAUUUUUUAUUUUAUCUUAUUUUUUCUUGUUAUUUUUAUAUUAAGGGUUUUUUAUAAUAUUACACUUAUUUUGAUACCUAAUAAAAGGUUGUACAUGAA